AUGUUGACGGCAGGAAUGGGUCUUGCGAGUCUUGUGAGCGGCGCGGCUGAACCAAUUCGUUAUGUAGCUCCUCAAGUGGCUGCUAGACAAAAUUUCCCAGCAGUAUACAAAGCAUACACAUUCGAUCAAACGAUCGAUCACUUCCCUAAUAGCAAGAGGUAUGAGCCGCAUGCAAAUGGUACUUUUCAACAACGAUACUUUUUCGACUCGUCGUACUACAAGCCUGGUGGCCCAGUCUUCUUGUACAUUGGAGGAGAAACAAGCGGUGAAAGUCGACUCUCAAAUCUGCAGACUGGAAUCAUUCAAGUCCUCAUGCAGCAAUUUGACGGCUUGGGAGUCAUUCUCGAGAAUCGAUACUACGGCGGAUCGAAUGGCGGAAGCUACCCAUUUGAAACAAGUACCGUGGAUGAAUUGGCGUACUUGACAACGGAGCAAACCAUCGCUGACAAUGUCAACUUCGCCAGACACGCAACGUUCCCAGGAGUAAAUGCGACCGUGACAGCACCGUCGACUCCAUGGAUUUUGUACGGCGGCAGUCUUGCUGGCGCCCAAACAGCCUUCUCCGUACAAACAUAUGGUGAUAUCUUGUAUGGCGGCAUUGCAAGCAGCGCCACAACUAACGCAGUUCUGGGCUACGCGCAAUGGUAUGAUCCAAUUCAAAAGUAUGGUCCACAAGACUGUAUUGCCAGGAUCAAUAAGUUAGUGGACAACAUUGAUCACGUGCUGUUCUCAAACAACACAGCGGCUAUCACGCAACUUAAACAGACUUUCGGUCUGGAAGCUCUGAAAGAUAGUAGAGACUUUGCGAUGACUAUCGCAUUCCCGCUUGGAGGGCCGAUGUUCUACCCGACAAAUACUUGGCAAGAGUUGAACUGGUAUACGGACUACACUUCCGAUGACUUUUUUCAGUUCUGCGGUAAUGUCACCGAUCUUGAUACACCAGAAGAUGUGACUGCUGUCGACAGCGUCCUUGCUGCCUAUACAGGAGGCGAAGAUUGGAAAGGUCUGGGGAACUAUGCUGAAUACGUGAAGAAUGUGAUUGUUCCGUUAUGCGAGGACGGAGAUUUGAACAACCAGAAAUGCUUCGGCACGCAGAACUCAACUGCGUGGGCUGAGAUUGCGAACUCUGGUGACCGAUCGUAUCUAUACACUUCCUGCACAGAACAGGGAGCUUUCAUCGCUGCACCAACGCACGGCAAAAGCCUCAUCUCUCGUGUCCUCCAGCCGUCCUACACCCAGCAGUGGUGUGAGUGGUCUUUCGAGCCAGGCCAGUACAACAGAAUCCCGAAAACCCCUGAUUUAGCCAAGUACAACAAGUACGGUGGGUAUGAUGUGGAAGCUGAUCGACUGGCACACAUUGAUGGCGAUCAAGAUGUUUGGUUGGACUUGUGCUAUCACAGUAACAACGCCCCAAAACGGUACUCGAGCGACUUGCGGCCUGAGUAUCUCAUCACCGGGGCGGGUCAUCACUGGGAUAGCUCCGGCAUCAAAGACGUAGGCGCCGAGCCACAAUUCAUACGAGAGGCCCACCGAUGGGAGAUCCGGACGGUGAAGAGAUGGUUAAGCGACUUCGAUAGCUGGAAAAGCACAAAGCACAGCGAACUGUGAUUGUCGACUGCGAUCAUUUCCAUACAGCGAUCAUCCAAGCCUAGCAGUAUGUAUUGUCUUUUAAAUAUUAAAUGUAGGCGAUGAGAAUGUCUCUCCUCGUGCCACCUAUAUCGCUAUAGCCCGUGGUGGGUUAUGCCUGAAGAGAUCUGCUUGUUCGACCAAGGUAGUGAGCCGGGCCAUAAAGUAAAAGUGUGCUCCUCAUGAUCAUCCGGGUAUGAGACGGUAUGCCCAGAUCAGUCUGAAGCAGAAGUGUGCGGUUCGUGGAGAGAACAGUGAAUGUUGUUGAAUUGUGCAAGAGGGAUUGGAAAGUCUAUAUGGCUAUCUGGAGAGCCCAAGGACCCUGCCAAGACAGGGCUGUGAUUGGCCCAGCCAUAUGACGUACCUAGCAGGGACCUGGAACGGCGGGCA
Pseudovirgaria hyperparasitica is the source of this 2016-nucleotide messenger RNA. RefSeq lists its product as uncharacterized. The record is from RefSeq and is a predicted model, not a curated record. Gene Ontology annotation, molecular function: dipeptidyl-peptidase activity; serine-type exopeptidase activity. Gene Ontology annotation, biological process: proteolysis. Bases 1 to 1608 code for a protein of 535 amino acids. The transcript is spliced from 5 exons. NCBI's taxonomy places the organism in Eukaryota, Fungi, Ascomycota, Dothideomycetes, Acrospermales, Acrospermaceae.